Chrysochloris asiatica (Cape golden mole) is the source of this 3768-nucleotide messenger RNA. It is a transcript of the gene BCR, whose product is annotated as breakpoint cluster region. The transcript has 23 exons. Gene Ontology annotation, molecular function: protein serine/threonine kinase activity; guanyl-nucleotide exchange factor activity; GTPase activator activity. Gene Ontology annotation, cellular component: membrane. Lineage: Eukaryota; Metazoa; Chordata; Mammalia; Afrosoricida; Chrysochloridae. The record is from RefSeq and is a predicted model, not a curated record. Gene Ontology annotation, biological process: protein phosphorylation; positive regulation of GTPase activity; intracellular signal transduction. Bases 1 to 3768 code for a protein of 1255 amino acids.
AUGGUGGACCCGGUGGGCUUCGCCGAGGCGUGGCGCGCGCAGUUCCCUGACUCAGCGCCACCGCGCAUGGAGCUGCGCACGGUGGGCGACAUCGAGCGGGAGCUGGAGCGUUGCAAGGCCUCCAUCCGGCGCCUGGAGCAGGAGGUGAACCAGGAGCGCUUCCGCAUGAUUUACCUGCAGACGCUGCUGGCUAAGGAGAAGAAAAGCUACGACCGCCAACGCUGGGGCUUUCGGCGCGCUGCGCAGCCCCCGGACGGCGCCGCUGAGCCCCGCGCCCCGCGCCCGGUGCCCCAAGACGCCGAAACCGACGAGCCCGAGCCGCGGCCCGACGGCGAGGGCUCCCCGGGCAAGGCCAGGCCCUCAGCGGUGCGCAGGCCGGCGCCGGAGGACCGCGCACCGCCCCCCAGUGUGGCGGCGCUGCGCUCCAACUUCGAGAGGGUUCGCCAGGGCCCCGGGCCGGUGGCGGGGAGCGACGGCGAAAAGCCCUUUUAUGUGAACGUCGAGUUCCACCACGAACGCGGUCUAGUGAAGGUCAACGACAAGGAGGUGUCUGAACGCAUCAGCGCCCUGGGCAGUCAGGCCAUGCAACUGGAACGCAAAAAGGCCGGCGUGGGGGGCGGCGACGCGUCCAGGGCACCGCACCGCGGGCGGGCCUCGGAGAGCGGCUGUGCCCUGGAUGGUGACUACGAGGACGCCGAGCUGAACCCGCGCUUCCUGAAGGACAAUCUGAUCCAGGCCAACGGUGGCGGUGGCAGGGCCCCCUGGCCGCCCCUGGAGUACCAGCCCUAUCAGAGUGUCUAUGUCGGGGGCCUUAUGGGCGAGGGCGAAGGCAAGGGCCCGCUCCUGCGCAGCCAGAGCGCCUCAGAGCCGGAGAAGCGCCUCACCUGGCCGCGCAGGUCCUACUCCCCCCGCAGUUUCGAGGACAGCUGUGGAGGGUACACUCCAGACUGCAGCUCCAAUGAGAAUCUCACCUCCAGCGAGGAAGAUUUCUCCUCGGGCCAGUCCAGCCGUGUGUCCCCUAGCCCCACAACCUACCGCCUGUUCCGCGACAAGAGCCGGUCGCCCUCACAGAACUCUCAACAGUCCUUUGAGAGCAGCAGCCCCCCCACUCCGCAUUGCCAGAAGCGUCACCGGCAGGGCCAGGUUGUGGUGGCAGAGGCCACCAUCGUGGGUGUCCGCAAGACCGGGCAGAUCUGGCCUAGCGAUGGGGACAGCUUGCAAGGAGAGCCAGAUGCCACGUUUGGGACGCCCCCCGGCUACAGCUGCGCUGCUGACCGGGCCGAGGAGGAGCGGCGACACCAGGAUGGGCUGCCCUACAUCGAUGACUCACCCUCCUCCUCCCCGCAUCUCAGUGGCAAGGGCAGGAGUGGCCGGGAUGCACUGGCUGUGGGAACCUUGGAGUCCACCAAAGGGGGUGAGCUCGACUUGGAGAAGGGCUUGGAGAUGAGAAAAUGGGUCCUAUCUGGAAUCCUGGCGAGUGAGGAGACUUACCUUAGCCACCUGGAGGCCCUGCUGCUGCCCAUGAAGCCAUUGAAAGCCGCGGCCACCACCUCUCAACCAGUGCUGACAAGUCAGCAGAUCGAAACCAUCUUCUUUAAAGUGCCAGAGCUCUACGAGAUCCACAAGGACUUCUAUGAUGGGCUCCUCCCUCGUGUGCAGCAGUGGGGUCACCAGCAGCGCGUCGGCGACCUCUUCCAGAAGCUGGCCAGCCAGCUGGGUGUCUAUCGGGCCUUUGUGGACAACUAUGGCAUUGCCAUGGAGACAGCAGAGAAGUGCUGCCAGGCCAACGCACAGUUUGCAGAAAUCUCAGAGAACCUGAGAGCCAGGAGCAACAAGGAUUCCAAGGACCAAACCACAAAGAACUCUCUGGAAACCCUGCUCUACAAGCCUGUGGACCGGGUGACUCGAAGCACACUUGUCCUGCAUGAUCUGCUGAAACACACGCCAUCUAGCCACCCCGACCACCCACUGCUACAGGACGCCCUCCGGAUCUCACAGAACUUCCUGUCCAGUAUCAACGAGGAGAUCACGCCCCGCCGACAGUCCAUGACCGUCAAGAAGGGCGAGCACCGGCAGCUGCUGAAGGACAGCUUCAUGGUGGAGCUGGUGGAGGGGGCCCGCAAGCUGCGCCAUGUCUUCCUGUUCACCGACCUGCUGCUCUGUGCCAAGCUCAAGAAGCAGAGUGGAGGCAAAGCCCAGCAUUACGACUGCAAGUGGUACAUCCCGCUCACAGACCUGAGCUUCCAGACAGUGGACGAGUCGGAUGCAGUGCCCAGCAUUCCCCUGGUGCCGGAUGAGGAGCUGGACGCCAUGAAGAUCAAGAUCUCCCAGCUCAAGAGCGACAUCCAGAGGGAAAAGAGAGCAAACAAGGGCAGUAAGGCCAUCGAGAGGCUGAGGAAGAAGCUGUCCGAGCAGGAGUCGCUGCUGCUGCUUAUGUCUCCCAACAUGGCUUUCAGGGUGCACAGCCGUAAUGGCAAGAGCUACACAUUCCUCAUCUCCUCCGAUUACGAGCGUGCCGAGUGGCGGGAGAACGUCCGCGAGCAGCAGAAGAAAUGCUUCAAAAGCUUCUCUCUGACCUCAGUGGAGCUGCAGAUGCUGACCAAUUCAUGUGUCAAACUUCAGACCGUCCACAACAUCCCCCUGACCAUCAAUAAGGAAGAUGAUGAGUCCCCUGGGCUCUAUGGAUUCCUGAAUGUCAUUGUCCAUUCUGCCACUGGAUUUAAGCAGAGCUCAAAUCUGUAUUGCACUCUGGAAGUGGACUCCUUCGGGUACUUUGUGAACAAAGCAAAGACCCGCGUCUACAGGGACACAGCAGAGCCCAACUGGAAUGAGGAAUUUGAGAUUGAGCUGGAGGGCUCCCAGACCUUGAGGAUCCUGUGCUAUGAGAAGUGCUACCACCGGACGAAGGCCACCAAGGAGGACGGUGAGAGCGCAGACCGCAUCAUGGGCAAGGGUCAGAUGCAGCUGGAUCCCCAGACGCUGCAGGAGAAAGACUGGCAACGGACCGUCAUCACCAUGAAUGGGAUUGAAGUGAAACUCUCUGUCAAGUUCACCAGCCGGGAGUUCAGCUUGAAGAGAAUGCCGUCCCGAAAGCAAACAGGGGUCUUCGGGGUCAAGAUUGCUGUGGUCACUAAGAGAGAGAGGUCCAAGGUGCCGUACAUCGUGCGUCAGUGUGUAGAGGAGAUUGAGCGCCGGGGCAUGGAGGAGGUGGGCAUCUACCGCGUGUCUGGAGUGGCCACAGACAUCCAGGCACUGAAGGUGGCCUUUGACGUCAAUAACAAGGACGUGUCGGUGAUUAUGAGCGAGAUGGACGUCAACGCCAUCGCCGGCACACUGAAGCUGUACUUUCGAGAGCUGCCCGAGCCCCUGUUCACUGACGAGUUCUACCCCAACUUCGCCGAGGGCAUUGCUCUGUCUGACCCUGUGGCAAAGGAGAGCUGCAUGUUGAACCUGCUGCUAUCUCUCCCCGAGGCCAACCUACUCACCUUCCUCUUCCUUCUGGAUCACCUCAAAAGGGUGGCAGAAAAGGAGACAGUGAACAAGAUGUCACUACAUAACCUAGCCACUGUCUUUGGCCCCACACUGCUCCGGCCGUCAGAGAAGGAGAGCAAGCUCCCUGCCACACCCGGCCAGCCCAUCUCCAUGACCGACAGCUGGUCCUUGGAGGUCAUGUCUCAGGUCCAGGUGUUGCUGUACUUCCUGCAACUGGAGGCUAUCCCUGCCCCCGACAGCAAGAGACAGAGCGUCCUCUUCUCCACUGAAGUCUAA